AAGCACCUACCGUCUUGCCACCUGCGCCUCGCGGUCGGCAGGAAUGUUUAGUUCUGCCGCGAAAGUCUAAAUGAGACUUUAGCCGCGAAUAAGUCUCUUCCCGUCUCGUAAAUUACUUUAUAAACGGACCCUAUUCACAUUCUCAGUGCAAUUAUGGAUAUCUCGUGGCUUAUCUGCGUGUGGAUAUGCGCCAUUGGCGUUGCACACGCAAACGUAAAGAGCAAAGUCAAAUGUUCGGAAGAAUGGAUGGAAGUGGACAUCAUCAGAAGCAGUCCAGAAGCAAACAUAUACCUCCAACAAUUAAAGAACUAUCCAGAUGAAGGAUGCAAGCCUCAAUUACAGAAUGGAGUAGCAACGUUUAGGUUAUCCAUUCUGGACCGAGACUUGUCUCGCUGCGGCAUCACUCGUGUCGUCAAUAAAUUAACGGGUCAAAAGGUGUACUAUCACCAGAUAGUUGUGGAGGAGCCAGCUGAUUCAAGGAAGCACACCUUCACAGUGAAGUGUGUCAUCACCGAAGUCAUCGUCCAGCCUGGUAUCACCCUCGGCAAUUACACAUUUAUUCCAUCCAAUCACACGGUUGUCCGGCGCAACGUGCUUCCAGCAGGAUUUCAGGAGGAGGAACACAUCACAGACGCAGGAACCAUUAUGUCAUCAGCACCAUCUCCAGAAUUAGGAAUAGGCGUCAGGCAAAAUAACGUGCUGGUAACUGGAGAAUUAAGCGUCAGUCCCGGCACACCUCUUCAAAUGGAAAUUUAUCUACAACCUGAAUCUGCUCCAACUUAUGGUCUUCUGGUGACCCAUAUGACGGUCACUGACAGGGUCGAAAAAUCAAAUCAGGAAGAGGCGAUCAUCUUCAACGGGUGCUCGGUAGAUCCAUACCUUUUCGAGAACUUCAACACAAUCAACGGCGACUUCCUACAGGCAAAGUUCCGAGCUUUUAAAUUUCCCGACAGCAACUACGUUCAGUUCCGCGGUACCGUUAACGUCUGUCUGGACAAAUGUGACGGGAUCGAGUGCAGUAAUGGACAAAUCGGAUAUGGCAGAAAGAGGCGGGCCAUCACAUCGUCCAAUAAAAAGCAGAACCAGCUCUAUGAAGUGACCAUGUCCACCUUCAUGAAGGUAGAUAACCACGAAUCAGACAUGGCGGAAUUCUCGGAAUUCAUUCGCAAGGGAAAAAGCAACAGGACAGAAGAGCAGCCAGUGAUUACUGAAGAGGUUAGAGAAAAAUUCCAGUACAAGGUUUCAGAAGCGGCAACUAAUGGUUCCAGUAACGAUAAACUCGUGAAUUUCUUUGUUGUCCUCCUCUGUCUUUGUACCGUUUUAUUUAAAUAGAAAUAAUCGUCGAAGUUGACAA
This is a messenger RNA of Belonocnema kinseyi, 1354 nucleotides long. RefSeq lists its product as uncharacterized. The transcript has 7 exons. The record is from RefSeq and is a predicted model, not a curated record. The coding region runs from base 154 to 1332 and encodes 392 amino acids. NCBI's taxonomy places the organism in Eukaryota, Metazoa, Arthropoda, Insecta, Hymenoptera, Cynipidae.